AUGACAGUGGAAUUGCAAGAUUUACUUCUUGGAAUUACACAAGAUGAUAAUGGAAGCAUUGCAGAUAAAAUUAUGGAUUCAAUCUAUGUAUCAUACAAAGAAGCCAAACAAACUCUGAUUCGCAAUAUAUUAUUUGUAAAUCGAAUAAGAGAUGGAAAACUAACAGAAUUUACUGCAUUCCUAAUUCAAAAUAUUCCAGAUUUCAAAGAUGAGUUACUUUUUGACAUCUUUAAAUUUUCAACUUCUUAUUAUCUUACAUUAUUACCAGAUUUUCAUUUAGUAAGGAACUUAUUAGUUAUGAAUAUACUGAAUAUGAAUGAUACAAUUAAGAUAAUUCUGCAAUUUAUUCGCGAAAUUGAAGAUAAGCACAAACAACUGAGAAACAUUGUAUUUGCAAUAUUCGCAGAUCUAAUAGAAUCAACAGAUAAAGAAAAUUUUGAUUAUUUUAUGAAUGUUAUUAUGGAAGAAACAAUGACUUCAGAUCAUUUCAUGAAUUCUACACCAAAUGAUCCGCAAUCAGUAUUCAACCAAUGGAUCAAACAAUUUUAUACUAAAAAAACUUUUCAAGAACGUCAAGAAUUCCAAAUUUACAUGUUUAAUCAUGGUGGUCAUAAUAACGAUGCCAUUUCUGCUUUAAGAACAGAUAAUCUUGCAUUAUUACAAGAGCAAAUUGCAUCAGAUGAGAUAGAUAUUGAUGAAGUUGUGCCUUCUUCACUUUUCGAACAAUCUUAUUUUCUUAAAAAUGAACCGAGCUUAAUUCAAUAUGCCGCAUACUUUGGAUCAGUUUCUUGCUUUAAAUACCUUCUUAUGAAUGGAGCAGAUCUAUCCUAUGUUGAUUAUAAUAAUCAAACUUUGAUUAGUUAUGCGAUCGCAUCAGGAAACUUAGAGUUAAUUCGUCUCUGUGAACAGAAAGGAUUAGAUUUCAAGAACGCAUUAUCGGCUUCGGCUUAUUUUUGGAGAUUUGAUGUCUUUUCGUGGCUGAUCGAUAGCGGGAAGCUAUUCGUUACAAGCGUUGAUAGCAAUGAAAAAACAGCAUUAGAUAUGACUGCAAUGACUAACAGUUUGAAGAUAGUUGAGAUUACAUUCCAAGAAUUACAAACUAUCCAAACGAUCAAAGAUAUUAUAGCCACAGCACAAGAUUAUGGAGCAUUAGAUGUCUACGAUUCUCUGAAAAACAAAUGUUUGAUGAUAGGUCUCUAA
Messenger RNA from Trichomonas vaginalis G3, 1200 nucleotides. RefSeq names its product spectrin binding. The coding region runs from base 1 to 1200 and encodes 399 amino acids. The record is from RefSeq and is a predicted model, not a curated record. Gene Ontology annotation, molecular function: protein binding. Lineage: Eukaryota; Parabasalia; Trichomonadida; Trichomonadidae. The transcript has a single exon.